This is a messenger RNA of Nematocida minor, 636 nucleotides long. RefSeq lists its product as uncharacterized. The transcript has a single exon. The record is from RefSeq and is a predicted model, not a curated record. Bases 1 to 636 code for a protein of 211 amino acids. Lineage: Eukaryota; Fungi; Microsporidia.
AUGAACAAAGAAAACAUAACAAUUAUGAAAAUAGUAGGAGUUGCAUUCUCGGCUGUUACAAUAUUUUUGACUAUUUCAUAUUUUGCAAUAAAUAUGUCUGGUCCAAAUAAACUUUCUGCCACAGAUGCUAAUAAAGCCAUUCAAAGCUCUUCUACCAACAGUCAAUCCAGCUCGAAAGCUAGCAAACCACAAGAUCCCAAAACACAAUCUGCUAACGAAAAAGAAAAAGUGAAUAGUCCUAAGCCGUCUACUAAGAACUUAAGCGAUAACAAUACUGGGGGAUCUACUAACGAAAAACCAGCUGCUAGCACUACUCAAGAAGGAGCCAACUUGACUGUCAGCGAAGAACAGCCAGAGAAGUAUGAAAAACAAAAGCCAUUAGUUUCAGACACACUCAAGACUCCAACAGAAGGAACAAAAGAAGAGUCUAAAUCUAGCCUCAUUGAUGGAUUUAUUUCUUGGUUCAAUGCUUUCUUUAAUCAGUCUCCAAAAAAAGAAUCAGAUGAAGGAGCUCCAUUAGACAACUCAAAUACUGCUAAAACAGAACAAACAAUAGAAGGACUAAAAGAUAACGAAGAAUCUAUAAAAUCUAGUUCAGAUUAUGUGUCUGUAUUAGAUAAAAUAUCUACUGAAUAA